AUGGUAAAGUCGACGCUAAUGUGUAACGCUAAAUCCGACGCUUUCAGUAGGCAGAAGACUUAUGUUGAUAAUAGGAGGCAUAACUUAGAGUUUUCAGUAGGUGAUCAGGUAUUUCUCAGAGUAUCGCCUAUGAAAGGAGUGAUGAUGUUUGAAAAAAGAGGCAAGCUUAGUCCUCGUUACAUUGGUCCAUUUGAGAUAUUGGAUAGAAUAGGUGCAGUUGCUUACCGAUUGGCUUUGCCGCCUGAAUUGUCUAUAAUUCAUCUAGUGUUUUACGUAUUAAUGUUGCGCAAAUAUCUUUCCGAUCCAUCUCAUGUGCUUGCACCACUAGCUAUAGAGUUAAAAGAGGAUUUAUCAUUUUAA
Arachis ipaensis is the source of this 360-nucleotide messenger RNA. The record is from RefSeq and is a predicted model, not a curated record. NCBI's taxonomy places the organism in Eukaryota, Viridiplantae, Streptophyta, Magnoliopsida, Fabales, Fabaceae.